Molecule: messenger RNA, 1503 nt
Organism: Periconia digitata
Lineage: Eukaryota; Fungi; Ascomycota; Dothideomycetes; Pleosporales; Periconiaceae
Source: the annotation of a GenBank genome assembly
CCAUAAUUAAUCACAUCUCCGCUUUGAGCAAACCCCUCGACAACAUUCUGUACUGCUAUCUGGUUGGGCCUUCUUUCACAUAUGCUUUUAUUUGUUUGCAUCUGCAGGUAUCGCUGCAAUGCAAUCACUGACCUUUUCGUGAUGUUCCUUCGGCGGCGGGGAUGAGCUCCAGUAUACCGACAUGUGAAUACCGGCUGAUAGCACUUCACCCAGCGGUAGAUGGCAGAACCAUAUCGACCAUAAAUUCACCCACCUUUCUUUCAAGAAAUAAAAGGUAUCUAUGAUUCUUGGAUGUACUGGUACAGACGGUUCGUACAUUGGUAUGUGAAUAUCAUUUCUGGGGAUCCGAACAGUGCCAAUCGAUUACGUCGUACUACCCCACCAUAUCAACACCUGCCCCGCGGCCUGCCGUCUCCUCCAUUCACCAUUACAGCGUGAGAUUCCUACGCCUCACCAGAGUCACUCCAGUAGCUUCUCUAUAUGAUGCCUUUCUCGAGCAACUCCAAAGGCCGCACAGCCUCCCACGCCGGUUCAUGGUACACGGAUGAUGGCAAGAAACUCCAACGACAGCUCGAUGAGUGGCUGGACCAGGUCCCCAGCUCAGCACGCCCUAUAGGCACCGCAUCUUCGCAGGAAGGUGAAUACUCGCCGCCAGUCUCGAAUGCACGAGCUAUCAUUGCACCGCAUGCUGGUUACGCGUACUCCGGGCCUGCAGCAGCGUGGGCUUACAAGAGUGCAGACUGGGCGAACGUCAAACGUGUCUUUCUCCUCGGUCCAUCUCACCACCAUUACCUUCCCGUUGCCGCCACGACCAAUUACUCAAAGUACGAGACACCGUUGGGAGACUUGGUCAUAGAUGUCGAUUUCACAGCCAAGAUUAAACAGGAAUGGAAACUCCAAGUCAUGGACCCGCGGACAGACAAAGCCGAGCAUAGUCUGGAGAUGCACCUACCUUACAUCUAUCGGAUGCUUUCCCUCCAUAACAAGAGCUUCCAAGAAGACCCAGCCGCCGUUCCUCUUGUCCCCAUCAUGGUCGGCGCCACCAGGCCCAAAAUCGAACGCGACCUCGGUGCACACCUUGCCCCCUACCUAUCCGACCCAACAAAUAUCUUCGUCAUCUCCUCCGACUUCUGCCACUGGGGAUCGCGGUUCAGCUACACAUAUUACCAGCCGCAAGAAGGGUCCGCCGUGAACCUCCGUUCCAACACUCCCUCUUCUGAAACAAGGGAGUACCCUAUCCACGAGAGCAUCAAAGCUGUCGACUUUGAGAGUAUGGAUGCAGUGGAGAGUGGAGUGCACGAGGAUUUCUUGGAGCAGCUAGAGAGGACGGGGAACACGGUGUGUGGAAGACAUCCUAUCGGCGUGUUUAUGGCGGCGGUCGAGCAAGCGGAGCUUGGUGAGGGGAAGGGCAGGUUCAGGUUUGUGAGAUAUGAGAGGAGCAGCGAGGUGGAGCGCGCAGAUGAUAGCAGUGUCUCGUAUUGCAGUGCGUUUGCUGUACUAUAA